GCAACCACCGCUGGAGCGCACAGGAAAGAAAGAAAGAAAGUGUUGUAUACUGAUAUCGCGUGUCACACUACGUUUUCAUGAUAAUCGCUUAUCGGCCACGCGAGCAGCAGUCGGCAGAUCACAUGUUCAUCACCCUAUAAAAGGGGCACGGCAUCAAUAAACGUUGUCUGUCCCACCCUGGCGUCCGGCUGAUACGCUACAGUUGGCGACGAGGAAGCGGCGGUGAUGGCCGUCGGCAGGAUCGGCGAGUAUCAUCUCGGCACAAACGCGUCAUGGGACGAAUACGUCGAGAGGCUAGAAAUGUUCUGCGAAGCUAACAAGAUAGCGAAAGAAGAACAGAAAAGAGCCGUCCUGCUGAGUUGUUGCGGCGAAGAAGCGUACGGGCUCAUCAUGACUCUGGUGAAGCCAGCAAGACCGACAACAGCAACCUACGAGGAAAUUAAGACGGCGGUUCGCAAGCACCUGCAUCCAAGGCCUUCAGAGCUAUACGCAAGGUUUUUGUUCUACAAGAGAAACCAGGCUGCCGAGGAAUCAGUUGCGGACUACGUCACGGCGCUUCGGAAGCUAGCCGAAGACUGCAGUUUUGGCGACGUGCAGCUCCCGAUGGACAUCAUGAUGCGAGAUCGUUUCGUAUGCGGCCUCCAGAACGAAGCAGUUCAACAGCGACUUCUCGCAGAACACGACCUUACGUUCAACGUUGCGUACGACAUGGCCGCGACCGCAGAAGCGACAGCCAAGCAACAACGAGACAUACGGAUGCACGGCCGAGACGAGGCGAAGGACUGCCAGGGCAUGAUACAAGCAACCCGCACGAAGCAAGACGCCACGGCAGAGGGAUCUAGUUGCUACCGUUGCAACGGGACCUUCCUGGCUUCAACGGACCACCAAUUCACAUCGAACUGAAAGACGACGCUCAACUAGUGUUUCUCAAAAGUCGACCAGUUCCACUGGCCCUCAAGGACGACGUGGGCAAGGAAGUGGAUCGCUUGGUGCAACAAGGGAUAUGGGAACCCGUCGCGUACUCCAACUGGGCCACGCCACUGGUAGUGGUAAGAAAAAAAGACGGAACUUUACGCCUGUGCGGUGACUACCGUAGCACCGUAAACAAAGCUAUUAAAUGCAGCGGGUAUCCGUUGUCCACUACCGCUGAAAUGCUCGCAGCUCUGGGUUCAAGCAAAUUUUUUACAAAGCUAGAUCUAGCUCAAGCUUAUCAACAGCUAACGCUAGACGACGAAUCGGCUGAAGUGCUCACAGUUAACACGAUAAAGGGGCUGUACAAAGUCAAACGGCUGCCGUUUGGAAUUUCGGUGGCGCCAUGGGUAUUUCAACGAGUCAUUGAUACGCUGUUAGCAGGCAUUCCCGGCGUGAAAGCCUAUCUUGAUGAUAUCUUUAUUUCUGGCCGUAACGCGGAAGAGCACGCCGAGAGAUUAGAAACCGUGCUAUCGCGUCUGCAGAAUGCGCAGUUAAGAGUAAACAAAGACAAGUGCGAAUUCAACAAGCCGAGCAUUGAAUUCUUGGGUCACAGGAUUGACGCCACGGGAAUACAUCCGAGCCGAAGCAAGACUGACGCCAUCCAUAAAGCGCCCGCACCCACGAGCAAAAAGGAGCUGCAAGCGUUCUUGGGGUUACUAAAUUUUUACAGCAGUUUUCUCAAGGGCAAGACUGAAGUGGCAGAACCCCUCUAUCGACUGCUCGACCAUGACCACGAAUGGAAGUGGACAGGUGAGCACCAACGUGCGUUUGAAAGACUAAAAAAAUUGCUUAGCUCCGACUCUGUACUUGUGCCCUAUGACACCAAGCUUCCUUUAAUUUUGUGCUGCGACGCAUCUCCUGUGGGAGUGGGGGCAGUGCUAGCCCAUCAUACGACUGAUGGGAAGGAACAGCCCAUAGCGUAUGCUUCCCGGACGCUUGGAGCCAGUGAACGUAACUAUGCUCAGAUUGAUAAAGAGGGCUUAGCUGUUGUCUUUGGCGUGAAACGGUUCCACCAGUACCUUGCUGGGCGAGAAUUUACGGUCAUAACGGACCACAAGCCAUUACUGGGCCUGUUUAACACGGACAAGAGGGUGCCUGAAGUUGUGUCGCCCAGAAUGCUCCGUUGGAUUUUAUGUUUGUCUGCGUAUAACUACAGCCUUCAGUACAGGCGAGGCCAAGAAAACGCCAACGCCGACGCACUCAGUCGUCUGCCAGCUCCGGGAGACGAAGACGAGCCACAGCCACCUGGGGACGUGCUCCUGUUGAAAGCGGUCGAGUGCACACCGCUGCAGGCGGCAGACAUCGCUGCACUGAUCAAGAAGGACAAAGUAUUAUCCAUGGUAAAGGAAUGGAUCCUUAGUGGCUGGCCGUCAACACAACUGGACAGCAAGUUCGCGCCUUACGAGGUGAGGAAGACGGAGUUGUCGUUGCAUCGUGAUUGCAUACUGUGGGGGAAUCGCGUUGUAAUUCCUAACGCAGGAAGAGAAAGUGUGCUUCAACUCCUACAUGCAAAUCACUCUGGGAUGAGUGCUAUGAAAGCGUUAGCUAGAGGGCUCAUGUGGUGGCCGAAAAUGGACCACGAAAUUGAAGAGUUUGUACGACACUGUCAGCCAUGUCAGAGUAACCGGCAAAGCGAUCCCAAGGUUCCAGUGCAUUUUUGGAUCAAGCCAGAUCAACCUUGGAGUCGCCUACACAUUGAUUUCGCUCGUCCAGUUAAUGGAGAAGUAUUUUUAAUCGUGGUAGACGCGUACAGCAACUGGGCUGAGGUCGAAAUCAUGUCAUCCAUGAAAGCUACAGCUGUCGUCACCAGCUUAAGGAAGAUGUUUGCGACACGGUGUGC
Messenger RNA from Dermacentor andersoni, 2812 nucleotides. RefSeq lists its product as uncharacterized. NCBI's taxonomy places the organism in Eukaryota, Metazoa, Arthropoda, Arachnida, Ixodida, Ixodidae. The record is from RefSeq and is a predicted model, not a curated record.